GGGGCGGGGCUAGUGGACGCCAUCGCCGUGCUACCGGCCGGCUGCGUGCUGGUCAGCACCGAGCGCCGCGGUGUCCCCGCCUAGUCCCCGCGGCGGCGCGCAGCCGGCCUGGGCGGCGGCAGCCCGGGAUGCGGAGGCGGCGGCUCGUAGAGACGAUGCUCCAGCGCUGAGGAGACGCGGCAGCCGAGCGCCGGCGGCGCAGCGACGUGGGCCGCAUGGCGCAGCCCUCAAGCCCGGGCGGCGAGGGGCCGCAGCUCGGCGCGACAGGGGACCCGCGCGACGCGCUGAGCUUGGAAGAGAUCCUGCGGCUCUACAACCAGCCCAUCAACGAGGAGCAGGCGUGGGCCGUGUGCUUCCAGUGCUGCGGCUCCCUGCGCGCCGCCGCCCGCCGCCAGCCCCACCGCCGCGUGCGCUCGGCCGCGCAGAUCCGCGUCUGGAGGGACGGCGCCGUCACCCUGGCGCCCGCCGCGGACGAGGAGGGAGAGCCGCCCCCUGCCUCCGGUAAAUUGGGAUAUUCACAUUGUACAGAAACAGAGGUUAUCGAAUCCCUGGGAAUUAUUAUUUAUAAAGCACUGGACUAUGGCUUGAAGGAAAAUGAAGAGAGGGAGCUGAGCCCUCCUCUCGAGCAGCUCAUCGACCAAAUGGCCAAUACCUCGGAGGCGGAUGGAAGCAAUGAUGAAGGGUACGAGGCAGCAGAUGAAGGCCCAGACGAGGAAGAUGGAGAGAGGAGAAGCAGCGCAGCCAUUCGGUCCUAUCAAGAUGUCAUGAAGAUAUGUGCUGCUCAUCUCCCCACUGAGUCGGAGGCACCGAAUCAUUAUCAGGCAGUAUGUCGGGCACUGUUUGCAGAAACCAUGGAACUGCAUACGUUUCUGACCAAAAUUAAGAGUGCGAAGGAGAACCUUAAGAAGAUUCAAGAAAUGGAAAAGAGUGAUGACUGUAGCACAGAUCUGGAGGACCUGAAAAAUGCAGACUGGGCACGGUUCUGGGUACAGGUGAUGAGGGAUUUGCGAAAUGGGGUAAAACUUAAGAAAGUCCAACAGCGGCAGUACAACCCAUUGCCCAUUGAAUACCAGCUCACCCCGUAUGAGAUGCUCAUGGACGACAUUCGGUGCAAAAGAUACACCUUGAGAAAAGUAAUGGUAAAUGGUGACAUUCCCCCUCGGUUAAGAAAGAGUGCUCAUGAGAUCAUCCUCGACUUCAUCAGAUCAAGACCCCCUUUAAAUCCAGCUUCAGCCAGAAAACUGAAACCAACCCCACCACGGCCACGGAGCCUCCAUGAAAGAAUACUAGAAGAAAUUAAAGCAGAAAGAAAGCUUCGGCCUGUCUCACCAGAAGAAAUUAGACGGAGCAGACUAGCAGUUCGGCCACUUAGCAUGUCUCACAGUUUUGACUUGUCAGAUGUUACUACACCAGAAUCUCCAAAGAAUGUGGGGAAAUCAUCUGUGGUGAAUGGAGACUUAACAUCUCAAACGAAAGAAAAUGGGCUGGGUGCUGCCCAGCCGGGGCCUGCACAGCCAAAGAGGCUCCUCAAAGCCCCGACGCUGGCUGAGCUGGACAGCUCUGACUCUGAGGAGGAAACUCUGCACAAGUCAACCAGCAGCAGCAGUGCAUCUCCCUCCCUCUAUGAGGACCCAGUACUGGAGGCCAUGUGCUCCAAGAAGAAGCCUCCAAAAUUCUUGCCCAUCUCAUCAACACCCCAGCCCGAGAGAAGGCAACCACCACAGAGGCGCCACUCCAUUGAGAAGGAAACUCCUACAAAUGUGAGGCAGUUUCUGCCCCCAUCCAGGCAGAGCUCACGUUCUCUUGUUCCUAGGAUAACCAGUGUAUGGCCAAGGACGCCUUUCCGACCACUUUUCUCUGCCAUACAAACAGCUUCUCUGCUGAGCUCUCAUCCUUUUGAAGCAGCCAUGUUUGGGGUAGCAGGGGCUAUGUAUUAUCUGUUUGAGAGAGCUUUUACCAGCAGGUGGAAACCCUCAAAGGAGGAAUUCUGCUACCCAGUGGAAUGCCUCGCUCUCACUGUGGAGGAAGUGAUGCACAUUCGUCAGGUCCUGGUGAAAGCGGAGCUGGAAAAGUACCAACAGUAUAAGGAUGUCUACACUGCCCUGAAAAAAGGAAAGCUCUGCUUCUGUUGCCGAACCCGGAGGUUUUCCUUCUUCACCUGGUCCUACACCUGUCAGUUCUGUAAGAGGCCCGUGUGCUCACAGUGUUGCAAAAAGAUGCGGCUGCCUUCGAAGCCAUACUCCACUUUACCUAUCUUCUCUUUGGGACCUUCUGCCUUGCAAAGAGGGGAAAGUUGUUCGAGGUCAGAAAAACCUUCUACUGGUCACCAUCGGCCGCUUCGAAGUAUUACCAGAUUCUCUUCAAAAUCAAAGUCUGUGGACAAAUCAGAUGAAGAACUCCAGUUUCCCAAAGAGUUCAUGGAAGAUUGGAGCACAAUGGAGGUGUGUGUAGACUGCAAAAAGUUCAUUUCAGAGAUCAUCAGCUCAAGCCGGCGCAGCCUGGUGUUGGCCAACAAAAGAGCCAGGUUGAAAAGGAAGACACAGUCUUUCUACAUGUCCUCAGCGGGCCCCUCGGAGUACUGCCCUUCAGAACGGACUAUCAACGAGAUCUGAGCCCUGUGCCUUCCCGUUCUUUGUGUCCAGAGGCGGGCAGUGCAGCAGGGCUGCAGGACUGACUCUCUUCCCAGGGGUUUACUUCCCAGGCUCCGUCGGCAGCAGCUCAGGCUUGGGCUGUACCAUGAGACACAGACUCAAGGCUGUAUUCCUAUCAGCUGAUGGUACGCGGCAGGUCAGCCACUUGUUCAUUUGCACUCAGAAAGCCUAAAACUUGAUUUUGUGUAUGUGAGUAGGGAAGCCAGAAACUUCCUUAGUUCGGUUCCUCAAUGUUCUUCGGAUAAUUUCCUGACUAAGGCAAAAAGCUUCUUGUGUGUGAAGUCAGUCUGCUGGAGUGUUGACGUUAGCACAGUUGUAAGCAGUAAGUCACACUGCAUUCCACACCACAGUGUCCCUAUCUCAUGCACAGACAGAGUGGCCCAAAGCCCUGCCACACACCGGCUCCCUGGGGUGGGCCAGGUUGGUUCAGUCUCACAGCACAAGUCUAGAAGGCCUUGAUGAUAAUUCUCUUUUGGGGCUCUGCUACAUCCAGUGCGGAACAAUCAUGUAAGCUGUACACUGCAUGGGUAGCCACUUCUCUGAGCUCGGGGUCUGCCCAGGCACAAGCCUCAGUGUUUCCUGAGCUGCUAACAGGCCUAUUGUGAAUGUAUUACGGUUUUGGAUAGUUUUAUAACACAUGUCUAAGAAUUAAGACUUUGUGGACGUUUGAGGAAAAAGGAAGACUACAGUUUUGUCAAGCAGCUGAGCAGGUGUGGUAACUGAUAGGCUGUAACAGCAGGGGUGCCAGCAGAAAGGAGCUGUGUCUCCUACCUUUUCACCUACAUUUUCCAUAACUUUAUAGUGUGGCCAUCGUGACUAAAUUAACCACAGUUUGGUACCUGAGUCUCAAACUGAAAUUUAUUUUUAUAAAUGAAUUUUAAAAGAAAAACCUUGGCUGUUUUAAAAUUUCAAGAAAAUUAAUCUGCUGCCAUGCAUAAUUUUUUGAUGCUUUUUGCACUAGUUGUCUUGUAAAUGUCACUGAGUUUCUGAUGAAGGGUGACUGACAGGUAGUGUUGUGUGCCUGAAAUUCCUCAGCUCCUGUGACACAUAUCAUGGCUGCCCCUCACUUCCACAAGCUUAGUUAGAAAUAACCAGUCAACCAAAUCACCACUAAUGUUUGGAAAAUGAUGUAAAGCACAUGCACAGUCUAACUCCUGAAAGCUAUAAAAACCCACCAUCGUAAUCACCACUGAUGACAGUUCUGUUUAAUAAAAGGCAUGACAGCUGCAUUUCAUACCAACAUCCAGACAGUAACAUUUCCCAUUAAAUUGACAGCAACACCUCAGAAAUGCUCCAACAGUCAUUUCUAAUGCACUGGAAUUUAUAGUUUAGUAAAUGGCUUUAAAUUCCUUAUACUGACGAAAUAAACUUUACCAGUUGACUGAUUUAAUGCAUGUUAGUAGUUCAUCUGUAUGCAUGUAGAAGUGGGCCGCCAGAAAACCCUCACAUUCCAGCUAUUUUUAAGACUAAGAGCUGUAAAAAUUGCAGUGUGUGAAUUCCGUUUCUACAGUUUUCCUGAAGACCACCAGAACUUUAGACUGCAGUUAGGUGGGACCACUGCUGCUAUGGCCCCAGGUCUGUAUUCUAAAAUGAUCUCCUGGAAGGAAGCAAGGAAGAAGGAGUAUACCUGUGUGGGUUUAUAAGCAUGCAUAUAGGGUAACAUGCUUCUGCAAAAUGGUGACUAGUGUUUGACUUCCCACGUAAGAUACGGAGCCCACAACUCCACAAGUGAAAAUUGUAUUCACAUUCACAACUCAGUGAUCUAGUAACUGUCACACAUUUGACUCCAUUCCUUCAGGCGCACAGCACUGUGCACAGUGUUUUGAACAUUACGGCCCCUUGUACCAGAACAUCAGGAUAUAAAUUCUUCAGCACAUUAAUGGAUUUGCCAACUGUGUUAGGAGUUCAAGUAUAUGCCAUGCCCAGUAAACAACCUGCAGGGAAUAGUGGAAAAAAUGGCAGGUGGCAAGGUAGAAAUUACAGAAAUAAAAUUAACAUUGUUUGGGAGACACCAAAAAAAAAAAAAUGUGCAUUUAACUGUGUCUUUUCUGCAAGACUGACUCUUCCCCUCAGCACUCAUACUAAACUAGGGUUCCAUAGGCUAGGGCUUUGGCCAGAGAGCGGGUGCUGCCAGUGUGGCUCGAUUAAAGUCCUAGCUGACAACAGUUAGAGUUUCCUGCUCCUCCAGUAACCUUGUGCAGGGCCCCUUGUCCUGCUUCCCUGCUGUGUUGCUCUCUCCGAUCAACAGUUGUUUAUGGCUGACCCCAGAGUCCGAUGCCUCUCCUGGAUACAGCUGUACGUCGUUCCUGAGCCUCCAAGUGUGAGCACCAACCAGUGGUCCCAUGUCCCUGAGGUCGAGUAUGUAAAACUGCUGUAAAUAUUGUAACAUACUCAUUAAUAUUUGAAAGGCAUUUUGUCAUUGGCAAUGGAAAUUAAUUCUCCCAAGAUAAGUAAAAUUAAAUAAUUGAUUUGCACAUUGA
This is a messenger RNA of Rattus norvegicus (Norway rat), 5131 nucleotides long. RefSeq names its product spire-type actin nucleation factor 1 (gene Spire1). Gene Ontology annotation, cellular component: cytoplasmic vesicle membrane; cytoskeleton; cytosol. NCBI's taxonomy places the organism in Eukaryota, Metazoa, Chordata, Mammalia, Rodentia, Muridae. The record is from RefSeq and is a predicted model, not a curated record. Gene Ontology annotation, biological process: actin cytoskeleton organization; establishment of meiotic spindle localization; positive regulation of mitochondrial fission. Gene Ontology annotation, molecular function: actin binding.